Molecule: messenger RNA, 5204 nt
Organism: Saccostrea echinata
Lineage: Eukaryota; Metazoa; Mollusca; Bivalvia; Ostreida; Ostreidae
Product: protein RRP5 homolog
Exons: 36
Coding region: 1-4872 (1623 amino acids)
Biological process (GO): rRNA processing
Cellular component (GO): nucleus; nucleolus; small-subunit processome
Molecular function (GO): RNA binding; protein binding
Source: RefSeq, a predicted model, not a curated record
AUGCCACAGAAAAGCGCCUCCUUCAAAAGAGGUAAGGUUAAGGCUAAAUCUCAAAGCAAAACAUCCACAGAUGAACCAGCAGUGAAAAAGAAGAAAGUGAUUAAGGAUGAAAACUUCCCAAGAGGUGGGGGUGUCUGGAAGAUCCAGGACAGUUCUGACCAGUCAUCAUCACAGAAUAUUGCUAAUCCAGAUGCUGAACUUUUUAAGGAAGUUGAUGAGCAACACAAGUCAUUACAGUCAAGAAGAAAAAAGAAGGAAGAGGCCAAGAAAUCAAAGGCUCAACAAAAACCUAGGGUGCCCAUAUUGGUAGAUAAUCAACCAGAGCCACACCUUCUUACUAGACAGAUUCUUGCCCCAGGAAUGCUAGUCCUAGGAUGUGUCAAAGAGGUUCAUGAAUACAACCUGAUCAUCAGUUUACCCAACAAUCUCUCUGGCACUGUGGCCUUGACCCAGAUCAGCCCCGCCUACACCCAACAGCUCCAGAGGUUGACCCAGUUGUCUGAGGAGGAUGUUGCAAAUGAGGAAACAGAUGUAGCAGACCUACACACAUUAUUUAAAGUUGGUACAAUUGUGCCAUGUAAAGUCUUGUCUGUACAGACUACAAAACAGUCUGGGGUCAAAAUCAAUCUGAGCCUUAAUCCAGCGGACAUAAAUAGAGAUCUGACCUCAGAGAGCCUGCACAAUGGAAUGUCCAUAUUUGGAAGCAUUUCGAGUGUAGAAGACCGGGGUUAUGUGGUGGAUCUAGGAAUCAGAGGAGUGAAAACAUUCAUGAAGAGUUUGGAUGCGGAGAAAUUUAUACAGCUUCACAAUGAGGGUUACUCACUGAAGGUUGGUCAGCCUGUUUAUUGUGGGCUGAAGCUGGGGGAGGAUCGAAUGGAGCGGGUAGCAGGAGAUACAAGAACAGUCAAUGUCAUGAUAGACCCUGUAGAGGUUUCUGUCUCACAGUUGAAAGGAGAAAUGGAUGUUAAAUUCAAUAACUUGGUGCCUGGAAUGAGGGUUGCUGCAAGAGUUACAAAGGUUUGUGAUAAUGGAGGGGUUGUGGUGAAAUUUCUCAGCUUCAAAGGAAGCAUCCCUGUAACACAUCUCAGCAGCCGAUCCCCCACAAAAGGCGACCAGUUGAAAGCCAGUAUCCUCUAUAUACAUCCAACAACAAAGGCAGUUGUCCUGACAACACUACCCCACAUUUUGGAUUAUGGAGGAGUGCCCCAGAAUACAGCCCUAACACAAUAUGACAAAGGGGACAUAGUUGAAGAAGCCAGGGUCCUGUACACAGACCUUAAAAGGGGAGUCUACUUCAGGGUAGAGGAUGGAGUUACUGCCCUUGCUAGUCCAAAAAACCUAUCUGAUGAAAAAAAUUCUGAUAUGAAGGUCAACUUUAAGCGUGGGACUGUUCAUAGGUGUCGUGUUUUAGGAGUAGACUGGAUGGACAAUGUAGUUCAUGUAGGCCUGAAAAAGAGUUUGUUUUCAAAGUCUUUUCUUAGCUUGAAAAGUCUGCACCCUGGAGAUUUACUUGAGUGUGAGGUUGUGGAAUUGAGAGAUAAAGGUGCCAUAGUUAAGGCUGGCAAUAUAUCAGGAAUCAUUCCCAGCAUGCAUCUAGCAGAUAUACCACUAAAAAUGCCAGAAAAGAAGUUCACUUCUGGGUGUAAAAUAAAAUGCCGGAUAUUGAAAAAUGAUCUGGUUAAGAAAAGCCUUGUUUUAACAGCCAAAAAAUCUUUGAUCCACACCCAGCUUCCUUUGUUAACUGAUUUUGCACAGCUUGAAAAGGGUCUGCAAGUGGAGGGAUACAUCAUAAAAACAUACAGUAAAGGAGUCCUGGUGGGAUUCUAUGACAAUGUCAAGGGAUUUGUUCCUAAGAAGGAGUUAAGCACUGAAGAAAUUUCUCACCCAGAGAAAGUGUUUUAUACUGGACAAGUUGUCAAGUGUCUCGUUCUGGACUGGAACACUGAAAAAGGAACCUUAACUCUGUCAUUCAAGUCUGAUGACUGGGAACAGCAUGGAUCCAGACUGGCAGAUGUACCUGAAGACUUUCAAAUUGGCAAGACUGUAGAUUGUAAGGUGAGGCAGAAAAGCAAGACAGGAUUGGAUGUUGUCAUAGGUACCUCAGGAGUGUCAGCAUUUUUACCCAGAAUUCAUCUCUCUGAUUCCAAAGCAACCUGUGACCUUCAGAUGGAGGUCAUAAAACCAGACAGUGUGUUGAGGAAUUGUGUUUACCUAAGUCAUUCUAGUGUCUUAAUAUUAAGUAGAAGAAAAUCAAUCGUGGAUUACUUCAAGGAGAAUGUAGUGGUCACUAACAUCACAGACCUGAAGGAUGGCAUGUUGAUUCCUGGGACAGUCAAGUCUAUUCACCCUCGCUAUGGAAUCUUUGUGGAACUACCAGCAGGCUUGGUUGGGUUAGCCCCUAACAGAUAUGUAUCAGACAGACAGUGGCAGAGAGCCAAGGAACAGUAUUACACUGGUCAAGCGGUCAUUGCUAGAAUACUUCAGACCAAUGCCCAGGACAACAAAUGUUUGGUGUCUCUAAGGAUGCAGGAGUGUUACCAAGGAAACACAGAUGCCAGUAUUGUAGAGGAAUAUUUACUGGCAUUAGACAUCUUGUGUAAACAUGGCGGAAAGACAUCCAUGUUUGCCCCAGACAUUGAGAUUGGUGACAUAUGUACAGCAUUCUAUCUUGGCAGAAGUGAUGACAAAAUUGUCUACAAACUGACUGAUCAUGGUCUCACAGCCAAAUGUCCCCUGGAUCUCAUGGAUGAUGAGGAUGAUGAUAAUAUGAGCUCAGUGGAGGUGGCAGUUCUGAAUUUCAAUACAAAGGACACCAGUGUUGAUGUAGUAUCAAACAAAGAAGUAGUGACAGCUAUCAAAGAGAAAUUACAAACUAAAGGUAAAGUUCACCAGAAAGUGAAAGGAAAAGUUUUACUAAUUUGUGAUGAGGUUACCGUGGUAAUUCUACAGGGGUCACUUAGAGGACAAGUGGCACACAUUCCUACAAAGAAGCAUUUAAAUGAUGUCCUUGGACCUAGUUUUUCUGUAGCACAGCAAUUAACCAUUUCUAUUCAAAAAAUUUUCAAUGGUCACGUUGUGGGUGUUCUGGAUUAUCCCCCCCACAGGCAGACAAACAGACAGACAGUGGACGGUUUGGACUUUGAAAAUGGAAAGUUUAAUCUUGAUCCAGGAAAUGUUGUUGAGGGUCGCCUUCAGAAGCUUAAGAAGAGAUCGGGAAUUUUGGUCAAUUUAGUAGGUGGAGCUAAAGGAAUUGUUUGUUUGACAGACUUAUUUGACGAGUAUCAAAAUGACCCACUGACCUACUUCAAGCAAGGCCAGCAUUUAAAAUGUUAUGUGAUUGAUCUAGGACCAAGACAAACCUAUCAGUUGUCCCUCAGAAAAUCAAGGAUUACCAAUGAUAAGUCAGAUGUCAAAGACCCUGAAGUCCUAGGGGUGAAGUCAAUAAGAGUCGGACAGGUUGUGAGAGGAUACAUUAUAAAGAAGACUAGCUCUGAUAUCUUAGUAAGGAUAGGCAGAGAUCUGUUUGGGACAAUAGAUGGAGCUGAUUUCUCACAAAUAGAUAGGAGAACCAAACGUCUCUUAUUUAAUGGCAAAAUUGUAAUAUCUGCAAAAAUUACUAGUUUGGAAGGUGACAAAGUGAAGAUGAAAUUUUUAUCAUAUAAAAAGGAUGAAACUAAAGGAAAAACAAUAAAAAGGCAGCAUAGUAUGAAUUCUGUAGACAGUGAGGACUCCAGAAAAGUGAACAGUGAGGGAGAUUCAGAGGAUGAAAGUGAAAAACAGCCAAGGAAGAAGAAAACGAAGAAAAUGAGAGAGAACAAUGAAUCUGAUAUUCUAACAGAAGAAUCUCACAACAACACACGAGACAGGCUGAGUGAGCUCCCCAGCCUUAAAAUUGACCAGGCCUUCUCUUGGGAUGCAGACCUGACAUUACCACCAACAGAUGGCGCUGGCAGCAGUAGUGAUGAAACUGACACAGAAGAAAACCUGAGAAAACCACAGAAAAGCAAGAAGGAUAAAAAGAAGGAAGAAUGCAUGUUGUUUGAGUUUGAGAAGAAACAAUUGGAGGGGGUGGUACAGCCAGAGAAGGCUGAUGAUUUUGAGAGACUGGUUCUGCAGUCCCCCGAUAGUUCAUUGGUAUGGAUCAGAUACAUGGCGUAUCAUUUAGAGUCCUCCGAAAUAGAAAAAGCCCAGGCCGUAGCUGAAAGGGCUCUCAAGACCAUAUCAUUCAGAGAGGAACAGGAGAGACUUAAUGUGUGGGUGGCUUAUCUAAAUUUGGAAAAUAUGUAUGGGACACCAGCUCAGCUACAGAAAGUAUUAGAGAGAGCUGUCCAACAGAACGAACCUCUAAAUGUGUACCAGCAGCUAGUCAGCAUCUAUAUCAAGUCAGGAAAACUAGAGGAAGCUGAACAGUUGUACAGCAAGAUGGUUAAAAAACACAGCGCCAAUAAAUCUGUCUGGCUUGGGUUCGGAGAGUUCUUAUUCAGAAACGGACGAGCCGAGUCAGCUCGCAAACUCUUACAGAGGAGCUUAAACUCGUUAGAAAAAAGAGAUCAUGUGGAAACAAUAUCUAAGUUUGCCCAGAUGGAGUUCAAGUAUGGGGAUGCAGAAAGAGGGAAGACUAUGUUUGAGAACAUUUUGGUGAACUACCCAAGGAGAACUGACCUGUGGUCAAUCUAUAUAGAUAUGGUGGUCAAAGUGGGGGACAUUGAAGGGGCCAGACUGCUGUUUGAAAGAGUAAUCAACUUACAAAUGGCUAUGAAGAAAAUGAAGUUCUUUUUCAAGAAAUUUUUGGACUUUGAGGAGAAACAUGGUGAUGAGUUUACAGUGGCAUCUGUGAAACAAAAAGCUCAGGAAUACGUAGACUCACACUGAGCAGUACUCAGUAGUGAUGUGAAUGAUGUGUUCAUGAUAAGAUUCAUUGUCUACAUGUAGUCUAAGAUGUAGAUGUGAGCUUCCAAUUCAUUGUUAGAAAUCAGCUUGGAUGUUCAGAGAUGGCUACCAUAAAACCAUAUGAAAAUCAGUAAUUCAUAGUUCUUAUGGAAGAAUGCCUGCAGAAGUGUGAAAAUUCUAACACUGGAUGACUUAAUUCAUUCAUAUUAAAAAUUUUAUGAGAAUUUUUUAUAAUUAGGAAGUCUUUCUUUCAUUUUUCCUAUAGUUAAAAUAACUUGCUACCUGAUGUCAUGAAUAGUUUAUUAUUUACAGUA